This is a messenger RNA of Engraulis encrasicolus (European anchovy), 316 nucleotides long. RefSeq lists its product as uncharacterized. The coding region runs from base 62 to 316 and encodes 84 amino acids. The record is from RefSeq and is a predicted model, not a curated record. NCBI's taxonomy places the organism in Eukaryota, Metazoa, Chordata, Actinopteri, Clupeiformes, Engraulidae. The transcript is spliced from 2 exons.
AAUACGUCCUCCAACAUGGGAGGGGAUAGUGAGGAGGAGGAGGAAGAGGAGGAGGAAGAGAAUGGCGCCAGACAAGGGGAGCAGGGGCCCUGGCACACAGGAGCAGGAGCAGGGGUCACAGGAGCCUCAGCAGCAGCAGCGACCAGGGCAAAGGCAAGGGCAGGGAUCGCAGGAGCAGCAAGGGCAGAAGCGACCAGAGCAGCAGCAGCAGCAGCAGCAGCAGCGACCAGGGCAGGGCCAGAGGAAGAGGCAGCGGCCAGAGCAGGAGCCAGAAGAGGUGGAUCUCUUCUUGAGGAGUUCCGCACCCUGUCUGUGA